GCUAAGCGAGGCUGCGAACCCUACCGCCGCAAACCCUAGGCCCUAAGUGUCACUCCCGUUUGGGUAACCCGUGGAUCUGCAUCACGUGACAUGUGGACUUCCUCUUUGGGUGUUUUUCCUCGCUCUCUCCAAUCGCUGGCGGCGUGGCAACAGAUUGGCCCUGGUUUUACUUGUUUGGGGGAACGUCCGUGUUUCUUAUCGGGACUGCAGCAUCUAUGACCUCUCUUCCCCAGCUUUUCUUCUGUCACCUUGUCAUCUCGACAUCUCCUCCUUCAGACCCGCAGACAAGCCAUCCCGUUGAUCUAUUCUUUUAUAUCAAUUGAACUACCUUCGCUCUUUUAGUAACAAUGUUGCGCUGGUACCAGGCAAAGCUGGCCAAACAGCCCAUUCUCACCGCCAGUAUCACCAGUGCUAUCCUCUUUAGUAGUGGAGACGUCCUGGCUCAACAGGCAGUCGAUCGCAGGGGAUUCGAGAAACAUGACAUAGCUCGAACCGGGCGCAUGGCGCUCUACGGUGGAGCGAUCUUCGGUCCUGCCGCUACUACCUGGUUCGGUUUCCUCCAGCGUCACGUCGUCCUCAAGAGUACUCCAACUACCAUCGCCGCCCGAGUUGCUGCCGAUCAAUGCUUCUUCACCCCUAUACACCUCACCUGCUUCUUGUCAUCAAUGGCUAUCAUGGAAGGUACCGACCCAAUCGAGAAGUGGCGCAGCAGUUUCGUUCCCAGCUACAAGGCAAACUUGGCUAUCUGGCCUCUGGUGCAGGCUGUUAACUUUACCUUUGUGCCAUUGGAAUACCGUGUGUUGGCUGUCAACUUGGUUAGCCUGGGCUGGAACUGCCUUCUGAGCAUGAUCAACAGCGGCGAUGCUUAAUUUACCUCAAGUUAUGGUCUGCAUUGGAGAUACCCCUUUUUUAUGCGAAUGGUACUUAUUGCCAUGUCAUUGAUUGCACCUGAAAUAAUAGAGGGUCUUUAUUUCGUUAUGUUCGUUAGGCGCAAGAAUAGAUUUCAUGAAUAAAAGCAGAUUGUUUUAUCAUACUCGAUCGUCAGUCAAUGUAUUCAGAUGGUUUUAUCCUGACAGAAUCUUUUAAUUUUUCAAUCAAUUAUUACCAUACCC
This is a messenger RNA of Aspergillus wentii DTO 134E9, 1112 nucleotides long. RefSeq names its product Mpv17/PMP22 family protein. The record is from RefSeq and is a predicted model, not a curated record. Lineage: Eukaryota; Fungi; Ascomycota; Eurotiomycetes; Eurotiales; Aspergillaceae. The transcript has 5 exons. Gene Ontology annotation, cellular component: membrane; cytoplasm; mitochondrion. The coding region runs from base 348 to 869 and encodes 173 amino acids.